AUGGCCGCGUUCGACAAGACCCACGCCGCCGACUACGACAAUCGCUUCGCCGAGCUGCGGCCGUUGGUGGACGCGUUGCACCUCUUGAUCGCCGCGGAGCUGGCCGACCUGCCGACCGACGCACGGGUGCUGUGCGUCGGCGCGGGGACCGGGGCGGAGCUGCUGCCGCUGGCUGAGCGGUUCCCCAGCUGGCGGUUCACGGCGGUUGACCCGUCGGGGCCGAUGCUGGAGGUCUGCCGCCGCAAGGCGGAGGAGAGCGGCGUGGCGGACCGCUGCGAGUUCCACACCGGCUACCUCGACUCGCUGCUGCCCAGCGAACCCUUCGACGCGGCCACCUCGAUCCUGGUGUCGCAGUUCCUGCUCGACCCACAGGAGCGGACCCGCUUCUUCCGAGCAAUCGCCGAGCGGCUCCGGCCCGGCGGGCGGCUGGUGAACGCCGAUCUGGCGGCGAGCGCCUGCGCCCAAUCGGCCGACGACCUCAUGGCGUUCUGGAUGAGGGUGAUGAGCUACGGCGGCCAGACCGAAGAGCAGCUAGAAAACCUGCGGAAGGGUCUGAAGGAGUCCGUCGCCGUGGUGCCGGCCAGCCAGGUGGCCGACCUGAUCGCGGCGGCCGGGUUCAAGCGUCCCCUCCCCUUCUACCAGACGGGCCUGAUCCACGGGUGGUCGGGAAACGCCGUGGCUCUAGAGACCAUCGACCUCGCCAUCAUCGCCGCGGUGAUCCUCGUCACGGUCAUUGUGGGUCUGUGGUCCAGCCGUCGCGCCGGGGACAACCCGGCCGAGUACUUCCUGUCGGGCCGCGGCAUGUCCGGCUGGAUGCUGGGGAUCUCGUUGGUCGCGACCACGUUCGCCGCCGACACGCCCGGCCUGGUGACCGAGCUGGUCCGCACCCACGGCGUGGCGGGCAACUGGGCGUGGUGGGCGUUUCUGCUGACCGGCAUGCUGACCGUGUUCCUGUUCGCCCGGCUGUGGCGCCGCUCGGGCGUGACCACCGACCUCGAGUUCUACGAGCUGCGGUACCACGGCGGGCCGGCCCGCUUACUGCGGAUGUUCCGCGCCGCGUACCUGGGCGUGGUGUUCAACGUGAUUGUGAUGGCGGUGGUGUCGGUCGCGGCGAUCAAGAUCGGGCACGUGAUGCUGGGGCUUUCGACCACCGAGGUGCUGCUGUACGGCGGGGUCACGGCGCUGGUGCUCAGCACGCUGGGCGGGUUCCGCGCGGUGGUCUGGACCGAUUGCGUGUUGUUCGGGGUCGCAAUGUCCGGCGCGGUCGCGGCCGCGUACUUCGCGCUGCAGCACCCGGAGGUGGGGGGGCUGGCGCAGCUCUUCGAUCACGAGGAGGUCGCCGCGAAGCAGCGGAUGCUGGCGGCGAAGAGCGAGAACCACGCGCUGGGCGCGGUGAUGCUGUUCAACGCGGUCCAUUACGCGCUGCGCCCGUGGCCGUGGAUCCUGGUCGCGUUGGCCUCUCUGGUGGUGUACCCGGAACUGGCGGACCUGGAGCGGGCGUUCCCGCAGCUCGACCCGUCCAAGCUGGGGAACGACUUGGCGUACCCCGCCAUGCUCACCCACGCGCCGGCCGGCUGGCGGGGCCUGAUCCUGGCGUCGCUGCUGUCGGCGUACGUCUCUACGAUUUCGACGCACCUCAACUGGGGGUCGUCGUACGUGACCAACGACUUCUACAAGCCGCUGGUCGGCGGGUCGGCUUCCGAUGCGCAGCUGGUGCUGGUGGGCCGCCUGGCCACGGUGGCGAUGAUGGUGCUGGCCAGCGGGCUGGCCUACUACCUGCAGACCGCCAAACAGGGCUUCGAUUUGCUGCUGAGCGUCGGCGCCGGCACGGGCUUGGUGUUUGUGCUCCGCUGGUACUGGUGGCGGAUCAACGCCGUGAGCGAGAUUGUCGCGAUGGUGGCCUCGGUGGCAGUGGCCGCGUUGUUCCAGUUCGUCGACUUUGGGCUGGAGGGUUGGCAGGUGCUCGGGCUGAGUGUCGCCGCGACCUCGGCGGUCUGGCUCGGCGCCACCCUGCUCACCCGCCCCGAGCCCGACACCACGUUGUUCUCCUUCUGCCGCCUGAUCCACCCCCGCGGCCCCGGCUGGCGCGCGGUCUACCGCCGCGCCGCGCAGGCGGGACACCCGAUCCCCACCGAUCCGCAAGACUCGAUCCCGCUGGGCCUGCUCCGCAUGCUGCUCGGGACCGUGGCGAUCUACGCCGCGUUGUUCGCCGUUGGUCAGGGGCUCUACGGGGCGACCACCCCGGCGAUCGUGCUGACGAUCACGGCGCUGGCCGCGGGGCUCGGGUUGGGGGUUACGUUCAGAACAACCCGCUGUUUGGCGUACCAGCCCGCGUGUUUGCUGCGCGGCGUCACCCUGCUCGAGCUGCUGGUGGUGCUCGGCGUAUUGGCGAUCCUGGUGGCGCUGACGCUGCCCGCCAUCCAAUCGAGCCGCGAAGCGGUCAGGCGGACGCACUGCGCGAACAACCUCCGGCAGACCCUGCAGGCGGUGCAGGCGGUUCACGACGCCGAGGCCGCCCUGCCCUCGCUGUACAACCGCGCCGGCCUGGCCUACCCGCUGCGGGAGUGGGACCUGUUCCACCUGCACUCCUGGCGGACGCCGCUCUUGCCGCACCUGGACGAGGCCCCGCUGCAUGACGCGAUCGCGUGGGAGCAGCUGGCGACCGCCGAGGAGAACGCCAACGUGGCCCAGUCGGUCGUUCCGAGUUUUGUUUGCCCGUCCGGCGGCUCCCCGGCCCGGGUGGGCUGGGGGCGGAAGCAUGACCGGCUGGGAGUGCCGCGGGAAGAUUUAAACGACGACGAUCGCUACUACGUCGUGCGGGCUGACUACGACGCGAUGGCCGGCAUUCAGGUGCUUCCCGACCCGCUUCCGCAGGGCGCCGAUGCGGACGACGUUCGGUUUGUGCGGUGGGGCGUGUGGGGCUGGCCCGUCUUUGAGAAGCCAAAGACCUCCGGCGCUCAGCUGCUGCGAUACCGACGCGGCCGAUUCCGCGACGUCACCGACGGGCUGUCGCACACGCUGGCCGUCGUUGAGCGGGGAGGCAAGCCAAUUCAUCUGCUGCACGGCCGGCCCCACCUAACGAAGGACAACCCUAGCGCCGACUACCCCGGCCAGGUCGGUUGGUCGGCCAGCAACUCGUUUGCGUGGUCCAUCAACGACAACGACGUCGGUGUGAACCAUUCGAACGCUACCGGGAUCUACGCCCUGCACCCCGGCGGCGCGAGCGUCGCGCUGGCCGACGGCGCCGUCCGAUUCCUGGCAGACUCGACCGACUUCGGCACGCUGGUCGCGUUGUUCGGGCGUUCCGACGGCGGGAUCCCCACGGAAGACUGA
Messenger RNA from Ostreobium quekettii, 3333 nucleotides. The record is from the annotation of a GenBank genome assembly. Lineage: Eukaryota; Viridiplantae; Chlorophyta; Ulvophyceae; Bryopsidales; Ostreobiaceae.